Molecule: messenger RNA, 2397 nt
Organism: Ostrea edulis (European flat oyster)
Lineage: Eukaryota; Metazoa; Mollusca; Bivalvia; Ostreida; Ostreidae
Exons: 5
Coding region: 333-812 (159 amino acids)
Source: RefSeq, a predicted model, not a curated record
UGUGAAUGAAGUAUUUCCGUCAAAUCUAUGAAAAUAACCAGUUAUAUACAGGAAAAGGCUAUGGGAAUAGUUCCUGGCAACAGAGAGAUGUUCGGAUGUCAUCAAGUGGGUGUAAUCAUGUUUGUGCAGUCACGGUUUAAGGAAGACAUAUGAAAUGCAAAAAUAGGUAUACAAAGUACAUCCUACAGCUCUUCAUCUCUCAAAAAGAGAUGUAUAUAUUAUGCAUACAUAAUCACAACAAAACUAUUGUACAUCAUGCUCCACAAAUGAAUAACAAUGACAAUAUUCUUGCUACAUCCAUGGCGUUGAUAUAUGAAAGAUAAUCAGAUCACAUGGCAUCAUUCGGAGGUUUAGAUUUGAUUGCGAUAUUUCUGAUACCGUUGGUUAUCCACAUCAAUUUCGCAAUUGCAUUGGACUGUUACAGAGGUUCUCCUUGCUGCAUUCUUUGGAAUGAGGAUUUGAACAUAUGUUCAGAUUGUAAAAGUGGAUAUAUCGGAGAAAAUUGUGACUUACCUUGCCGUUAUCCUAGCUAUGGAGUAGAUUGCCAGUUGGAGUGUAACUGCAAUGAAUCGUAUUGCAAUCAUAAGCAUGGGUGUAGAGCGAUUCGAGAUCGUCCAGGGGAAGCACAAGCUGAAUCAAAACAAAAAAACAGCGUCCAGAGAAAAAGAGGGAAGUCACUGACGGAAAUUGGAUCAGUAUGUGUUGAGAACAACACUGCAUCCCCACCCCCACCCCACACCACACCCAGAUUUAGAACAGUGACUGUCCCCGUACAGUCCUUGUUUUCUUCAAUCAUUAUCACUGAAAUUUAGAAUAAGUUUGGGAAACACUCGGUUCCGACUAUUACAGCGCAUUUACGGUAGGUUUUGACUAUUACAGUGUAAUUACGGUGGGUUUUGAUUAUUACAGCGUAAUUACGGUGGGUUUUGAUUAUUACAGUGUAAUUACGGUGGGUUUUGAUUUUUACAGUGUAAUUACGGUGGUUUUGACUAUUAUAGUGUAAUUACGGUGGGUUUUGACUAGUAUAGUGUAAUUACGGUGGGUUUUGACUAUUACAGUAUAAUUACGGUGGGUUUUGAUUAUUACAGCGUAAUUACGGUGGGUUUUGACUACUAUAGUGUAAUUACGUUGGGUUUUGAUUAGUAUAGUGUAAUUACGGUGGGUUUUGAUUAUUACAGCGUAAUUACGGUGGGUUUUGAUUAUUACAGUGUAAUUACGGUGGGUUUUGACUAUUAUAGUGUAAUUACGGUGGGUUUUGACUAUUACAGCCUAAUUACGGUGGGUUUUCUAUACCCUACAAAUGCCAUGUCAUGGCAUAUUUCUAACCUUUAGGAAAUACCUGUGUACAUGUUAAUUUUGUUAAUUUUAAUAGUGUUGAUUUGAUUUGAACAUCGUUUAUUGUCAAAUUGCUAUAACAAAAGGAUUGGGCACAUGUUCUUCAAACUUAGCGCCCACCCACCCCCACCCCCACCCCCCACCCCUGGUGCUGAUGAAUUAAACCUGUUCUUCAUUUACUGCAAAGUGUCAAACUUUUUUAAAAGUACACGCUCAUUGUAUGUACAGUCACUAUGUACACGGGUACUCAUGUACCUCUUUUACUAGCUUAGUUAAAGGUUUCUGUAAUUACUGGGGGAAAUACUGUAGUGUGAAUUCAUGUUAUAUCCAUUUUCUUUAUUGAUGAUGGUACAAUGUUUUUAAAUGAUUCAUUUCUAGAAUGAUUUAGAAAAAAAAUACUUUGCAUUUUGUGUUUAACAAUGCUCGAAUAUUUUGAUAUCGUACUUUUUAAAAAAAAUGCUUUUUAUCACUUUGAUGCUUAAAAUUUAAUUGAAACCCUUGUUUCGCAUUGGCAUAAUUUGUUGUUUUACAUUUAUAUUACGUGUUGUGUAAAAGCAAGCUAGACGUCCCCAUAUAUGAGUGAAAUAUUCUCGAGAGGGACGUUAAGCAACAUUCAAUAAAUCAAUGAAAGGAAGCUAUUUAAAUAUUGUUUGCAUGUUCACUAUUUAGAUACAACUUUGUGACUUUUUUCUAUCAGUACUAUGAUUUCCAUUAUCAAACUGUUGUUCUUUUUUUUUUAACAUCAUGUAUUUGUGAGCAAUGAAAAUAUUUAAAUCUUUGAAUGUACACCAUUUCAAAAACCCAACCUUUGUAAUUUUCUUUUUCUUUCAUUAUUACAAUGAAUAUUAUUGAAAUCCUUGAUUUACAUUGGCAUGAAAAAAGUAAUCUCAAUCCCAUACAACUGUGAACAUAGUUUACAGGGAACCCCGGAAAUACUAUCGGAUGGGAUCAGGUGUCCAGGAGGAGUAAACAGCCUCUGUUGACCGAUCUUACUUGCUGUGAAUCGUAUAUAAGCUGUUUCAUUUAAAACAUGUGUUAAGUAAAAUAAAAAGUUUAGAAGCA